Messenger RNA from Gasterosteus aculeatus aculeatus (three-spined stickleback), 1308 nucleotides. The record is from RefSeq and is a predicted model, not a curated record. NCBI's taxonomy places the organism in Eukaryota, Metazoa, Chordata, Actinopteri, Perciformes, Gasterosteidae.
AUGGGGAAACCGGACUCACUCUCACGAAUCUACUCACCCUCUAGUCCCCAGGAUACAGAUCCCAUCAUUCCCUCCACCUGUGUGGUGGGGGCAGCAUCGUGGGAGAUCGAGUCAGUGGUCAAGGAGGCCCAAGAGGUUGUCCCAGAUCCUGGCGGAGGUCCUCCUGCUCGUUUGUUCGUCCCACCUGCAGUCCGGAGCAAAGCUUCCCAUCGUCGUCCUGCUGGUCUGCUGCGUCCUUUACCUAUUCCCAGUCGCCGUUGGUCACAUAUUGCCGUGGAUUUCGUCACCGGGUUACCCCCAUCCGAAGGAUCUGGAAGCAGCACUACGCGACCGCUCAUCACCCUGUCUCCUGGAGCUCUUUCCUGCCCUGGAUUGACCCAGGAGGAGGAGGUGGCAGUCUCUUCAGUAGACGAGCAUCCUCGGAGGAUUCGGGAGGUUUGGAGUAAUGUGAAGGCGGCACUCACUCGCUCUGCCGAGAACAACAAACGGCUGGCAGACCGACAUCGCUCCCCCGCCCCUGAGUAUGAGGUCGGCCAGAAGGUGUGGCUAUCUUCCCGGGACCUUCCACUUCAAACGGAGUCACGUAAGCUGGCGUCCCGUUAUGUGGGGCCUUUCACCAUCUCGAGAAUAAUUAACGCUUCCUCUGUCAGUCUAAUCCUCCCUGAUUCGAUGAAGAUACAUCCCACUUUCCAUGUUUCCCUCCUUAAGCCUGUCUCCACCAGUGACCUCAGCCCUCCGGCCAUUCCCCCUCCGCCCCCCCGGCUCAUCGAUGAUCACCCCGCUUAUACGGUCUCCAGGAUACUGGACGUCAGGCCCCGAGGGCGAGGUUUCCAGUACCUGGUGGAUUGGGAGGGAUACGCUCCUGAGGAGCGCUCCUGGAUCUCCCGCAGUUUGAUCCUGGACCCGACGCUCCUCCGGGAUUUCUAUGAGGCUAACCCUGGCAAACCCGGUAGAACGCCAGGAGGCGUUCGCUGAGAGGGGGGUACUGUGGUGAUUAUGAUUUUUUUGGGCCUUUAUUUAGUGUUGUAUAUUUUGAUCCUGGGUGCUGGCUGGCGCUGCUGUGUUUUCAGGCUGGGCGGGGCGACCAAGAGGAGUGCUCUCACUACCCGCACCUGUGGCCAAUCAGCAAUCUGACACGAAUUAUAGCCCGCUGUCUCCCAGGCCUCCUCGUCGGAUCAUUACUUCUCAUCGACGCGACUCUACGCCACACACCAGCACGCUUACGCAGCCUUCGCUCCGGAUCCUGCACUCGCGACCUUCUCCUCACGAGCCCCUUAAGAAAUAAAGAUUUUUGUUUGUUGACCACAA